This is a messenger RNA of Polyodon spathula (Mississippi paddlefish), 2391 nucleotides long. RefSeq names its product F-box and WD repeat domain containing 4 (gene fbxw4). Bases 230 to 1411 code for a protein of 393 amino acids. The transcript is spliced from 9 exons. Gene Ontology annotation, cellular component: SCF ubiquitin ligase complex. NCBI's taxonomy places the organism in Eukaryota, Metazoa, Chordata, Actinopteri, Acipenseriformes, Polyodontidae. The record is from RefSeq and is a predicted model, not a curated record. Gene Ontology annotation, molecular function: protein binding. Gene Ontology annotation, biological process: SCF-dependent proteasomal ubiquitin-dependent protein catabolic process.
CGUAUUUGGAUUGACGAGUACCGCCCAUGUGACUCUGCGUUUGUUUUCGUGUGAUGAUGGCUUCCUCCCUGAGCUCUGUUGCUCACUAGCUGCCUGGAAGAAACAACAUGGAAAAGGAGCGUUAUCUGAAACAAACCCGCCACCUAAGAGCUCCAAACCAGCAUCAGAAGAAAGAGAAAGUGAGAACCAAAGAGUGGAGAGGGGAAAUAAAUGCUCAGACUGACUGGGAAUGUUGUUUUUAUACCACCUGCCAGACGACAUUCUCUACCUCGUCCUCUCCUAUCUGGACUGCCGGGCUUUGAACAGUUUGGCCCAAGUUUGCAAGAAAAUGUACAAUUUCACCAGCAGGGACGUUGUUUGGAAGAAGAUAGCGAAAGAGUGCAUCAAUUCUGGAAUAACUCAACAAGGGAGAGACAUAUUUCCUAAGAUCCCUCUAAAGGACAGGGUGAAGAUAUCUCAGAACUGGCGCAGAGGACAUUGCAGGAAGGAAGCUGUCCUCAAAUGGAAGAACAACUUGUUGCCAUGGAUACAGUUAGACAGCGAUGUAAUGUAUCUGUCUCAGGCAGCGGACAUCAGAGCGUACCAACUGAGACCAGAUAGCGGAGGGCUCCAGCGGAAGCCUGUGGCUGUGUACUCUGGGCACUGGGAAGAUGUGUGCAGGUUCAUCGUGACGGAGUCUCACCUGAUCAGUGCAGGAGUAGACGGGAAGAUCAUUCUGCACCAGAAACAGGGCUCGUUCAGCAUGGAGUACUCUGCUCACAACCAGGAGGUGAACUGCAUUGACAGCAAGGGAGGUGUCAUUGUCAGCGGUUCAAGGGACAGGACAGCACGGGUGUGGUCCCUGUCUUCCAACAGACUAGGCGAGUGUUUGCACACGAUCCCGACUCUUGACCGGGUUUGGUCACUGGCCAUUAGCCCCUCGCAAAGCUCCUUCGUGACUGGCACAGCCUGUUGUGGUCAUGUGGCACCUCUGAGAAUCUGGGACAUGGAAAGCUGCCAGCUGCUGACUUGCCUUGGGACAGAUUUCCUCAGAGGAGCCGGUGUCCUGGAUAUUGUGUACGAGUCUCCCUCAACACUGCUGUCCUGCGGUUAUGACACGUACAUCCGGUACUGGGAUGUCAGGGCCAGCACCAGAAAGUGUGUCAUGGAGUGGGAGGAGCCUCACGACAGUGCCCUGUACUGCAUCCAGAGUGACAGCAAUCACAUGAUCGCCAGCGGCUCCUCCUACUACGGCGUGGUCCGGCUCUGGGACAAGCGGCAGACACGUUGUUUACAGACCUUCUCUUUGUCCUCCCCUACCAGCAGCCCAGUUUACUGCCUCCGUUUCAACAGCACCCACCUGUAUGCUGCCCUGGCCUCUGCACUGUAUGCGCUGGAUUUCAAAGGAUUGGACUCACGGGGCAGAAAAUAGAAUAUUACAAGAUAACGCAAGAACAGCAGAAGGGUUCCAAGACAGAUCUUGACAGACUUGUCCCGAGAAUCUGGAAAUGCCUGUUGGUGCUGGUGAAAAAACUGAUCUCAGGUGCUGCACAAAUUCACUUCUUCAUUUCAAUUCAAUUCACAUGCCAAUGUGCCUGACCUGGAGAGAUAAUCCUCUGCACGGCUGAAAGUGUAUUCCAGACCCCUGUGUUCCAUCUAGCAAGGACUUUCUGUAAAGGAUGCCAGUAGUGCAAAGUGUAUGAAGUACCUGAUGCAGAGUGCAGUCACCCUAGCUAUGUGAGACCACUAAAGCCGUAUCAGUUGUUGGAUUUGAGCUUGGGUCUUCUUUAAGGGAGAACCUUUAUAAAAUAUUUAGUUUUUCAUCUACGCUCCACAGCCUUUGCAGUGACUCUCGAUUUGAUCAAGGGAAAGACAUGUUCCCACUUGAUAAAAUUCAGCUGGCCUCAAAUUCUCUGUGUUCAAUGUGUUGCUAUUCAGAUAUAAAUAUAUUUAAAGCAAAACAACAGAAUCAAAUUGGUGCAAAACAUUUACAUGAUCAACAUUAAAUUCCUGUUCUAAAAAAAAAAAAAGCUGGAUGAGGCAAUGGGAAAUGUUUGUCACAACUGAAACAUUAUCUGUACAAUUUAAAAAAAUAUAGGGAAGGCAAUUUUAGUUUUUAACAUUAUAGGAAUCCAUCCCCUGAGCACCCAUAAUUUUAGAGUUUAUAACCCUAAACAGUGAUAAACCACAUGAUGAUUAAGUAAGCCCUAUUCAUGCAUUUUUUAGACUCUUAAACAGUAGAAUGAUUAGUCUGUGCAGAUGUUCAAACAAAAGUCAUGUUUAUAAUAUACUGUCUUACCAGCAUGUAUAUAGAAACUAUUGUAUAUUUCACAGCAUACUCUGUUGUCUUUUACUUUUCUUCUGUCAAUCAUGCAGUUUUGGUAAAAUAAGUUGUUACUGGUUUUAUUUGUU